AUGAAAGACAGAGGCAAGCACUCCCUCAAGCUCAUGAACCUUUCACCUAAUACAACAGCUUUUGACUUGAGACACAUAUAUCAGAAAUUACAGGCAAAGACAUGUUACAUCCCUCAUCUCAUGUUAUACAAACCCAGAAAAUAUGCUGUCAUCAGUUUUGAAGAUGAAGAAACCCUCCACACAGCCCUGGAACAACAAUUCAGUCUAAGGGAGACCAUUAUUGAAACCAAAACCAUCCAAACUAAACUUUGUACUAUUUGCGACAGCUCUCAACAUCUCAUCGCCAACUCACUACCAAGGAACAUAGGAACAAUAAAAAGAAUACAAUUACGAGCAAGCAGAGAGAUUUGGAAAACUAUACAAUCAUUUCAAACCAGCUGGCUUUUUCAAAAUUGUAAACUCACACAACCCAUAACUGGAAAAAUCUCCAAUCACUCUGAAGUAAUAGAAGAGUAUAAUAAUCAGGAAACGACACACAUAGAAUCAGACCUUCAAUGUCUAGCAAACAUAGAGGAUAUUCAACAUCAACAACAGCAGCUUCAUAAUUCGAUUGGUAACAUGGAUAGAACUAUAAAUGCCUUAAUAUUCACCAUUGCAAACAUCCUCCCAACUAUAAACAAAUAUAUCCAAAAGUUCAAAGAAAAACAAAAGAAUCGUAGAAAAAGGCCAGUCACAUCUAAACCAUUCCUCUUAUUACAACUAAAUGAAUACAGAAGACAGUUGGUCCUCCAUGAGAAAAAGUCAGACAAAUACUGCCCAAGUAGAAGCAAUAAACUUCACAAAGCUAUCUCCACCAAAAUUUCACUGCCAGUAUGGAUUCCUGAUUAUAACACCCUGGAUAUUAUAUCUGAAAUAGACACAUUCAUAAAGAUUGAAAGACUUGCCAUAAAGAAAUCAAUCAAAGAAAAAACCACAACUGACAUAAAAAAGUGGAAAGAACUUCACAACACUUGGUUCAACCAAGACAAAAAACAAAUAAUUAGUUCCAUAUUCGGCCAACCCAAGAAAAAUAUUGUCACUAGCAAAUUGAUUAACAACGUAUCCACCGAAAAGUAUCUCAUCACUAACCCACUAGAGAUUAAAGAAAAAGUUCGGUCACAUUUCAAAGAAUGGACUAAACAGCAUCAGCUGCACAAAUAUAGAGGAACUAUAUGGUAA
Molecule: messenger RNA, 1158 nt
Organism: Acaulospora colombiana
Lineage: Eukaryota; Fungi; Glomeromycota; Glomeromycetes; Diversisporales; Acaulosporaceae
Source: the annotation of a GenBank genome assembly